AUGUGCGCUUUGUGUGAGGGGAAAGAGAACGUUUACACCCGUAUAGCGGAUCUGGAAUCCCAUGUGAAGAAAGUCCACCGAGAGGUAACAAUGAGCAAGGACCAGUUUACCAGGGCGAAUGGGUUUUACUUUGCCAAGUAUCCUGAGGACUACGCUAAAGUAGUUGACAACAUCAACCCUUACGACUCCAAGGCGGCCUAUGAAGCGAGGAAAGCCAUGAGAAGUUGGAGCGAUACAUUUUCGGACAAGCAAGCUAGGGGAGAUCAAUGGACGGCCGGUUGGAGGAAAGGAUUGGAGAUUUUAAGAGGUAUGGCGAAGAAGAGGGAAUCCAGGGAGCGGAGCGUGUCGCGAGACAAGAGGACCUUGGUUGAGAAAUCCGCAAGAACUGAAAGACAAGUGGUACGGGAAGAUAGCAGUUCGGUUGCUCAGUUGGAACAAGGCACAAGCUCGAAAGUAGCAGCUGAAGAAGACAGGCCAAAAGAAACUGAAAAGGGACUAAAACGUAGGAGGAAAGAGUCGGAAGGGGAUCAAAACUUUGAUCACAGGGACAACAUAGAGUUGGGUGAAGAAGCCGUUUCGGAGAGAAAUAUGGGCGCAGAUCGAGACAGGGUUGUUUCUCCAAGUGGUGAGAUAUCUUCCUCCUCCUCCUCCUCCUCCUCCUCAUCUUCCUCUUCAGCGUCGUCCUGCUGCUCAUCCGUGCUGGGUUCAAGCAGCAGCUUAAAAGGACAGAGCCUUCCGGAUUCUGAAGAAGGGCUGUAUGCCCAUGUGUCCGUCUGCGAAAAGGGACUGGUCAUUGGUCAAUGA
Molecule: messenger RNA, 804 nt
Organism: Dreissena polymorpha
Lineage: Eukaryota; Metazoa; Mollusca; Bivalvia; Myida; Dreissenidae
Exons: 1
Coding region: 1-804 (267 amino acids)
Source: RefSeq, a predicted model, not a curated record